Molecule: messenger RNA, 387 nt
Organism: Closterium sp. Naga37s-1
Lineage: Eukaryota; Viridiplantae; Streptophyta; Zygnematophyceae; Desmidiales; Closteriaceae
Source: the annotation of a GenBank genome assembly
AUGGAAGGGUUUAUAUGGGUUGGCUUCGUAGGGGGGGAGGAGAGGAGGGGGGAUCUGCAGCGGAGCCUGAUCAUAUCAUUGCUGCAGCUGUCUGGGAAGUGCAAGUUGACAGUGGGAGGAUUCAAGAGGCGCUUGCUCGUGUCUCUACUGUCUGGGAAGCGCAAGCUAGCAGUGAGUGAGUUCAAGGGACGCUUCCUGCUCUCUGGGAAGCGCAAGCUAACAGUGAGUGAGUUCAAGGGGCGCUUGCUGGUGUCGAUACGCGAGUACUAUGAAAAAUGCGGCAAGGAGAUGCCCUCCUCUAAAGGCAUAAGUCUUCCUAAUGACCAAUGGGAUAAGCUGGUGAGGCACAUUGAUACUGUACAGGAGGCUAUUGAACACUUGUCAUAG